ACCCACACUCCCCCUCUCAACCGUCUCUGCCAUUCACAUUCAUCUCAAACCCCGGCUUUCCAUUCCCUCGCCCUGCCGCCCGGCUCACGCCCGCACCUGCACCCUCCCCUUCCCUGGCUCCACCCCGAGGCACAGGGAUGGGAGGGUCAAGGUGUGCAUUGCCAAUUGCGGUGCUGAUGGCUGAUUAGCGGGCAGCCUGGUAGCUGCGCAGGGGGGUUGAAGGAGAGAAAAAAGUUGGGGAGGGACAGCCGGGCAGACAAAAAGGGUAAAGCGGGGGCAGUGAUGGGGGAGUGAGAGGGGAAUCCAAUCCAGUCCAGUCCGGUGCCAGAUUGGGAGCAGCCAAGGAAGAGUGCGCGCGACGCAAAGCCGGAGGCGAGGCCACCACAGCAGAGCUGAGCGGAGGGCCGGGCAGCCCGCCGAUCGAAUCGGGAACGGCCGGAGCCGCCGCCCGCCCGCCCGCCGGAGACUUUGUCCGCUUCCCGGCCGCGCUAGCACUAGGUCCUCUCCUAUGGCUUGAGGUGCACUCCUGUGGACGAGGCAGAAGCUGUUAAUUGGUUAUUCUUUGUCCUUGGAAGGGCAUUACUGAACUGUGUGCAAUACUUACCCAACAACCCCUGAAUUCUGGAUAUGGAACUUAUUGGCUUCUUGCUACCAUUGCCUGUUGUUGAAGCUUAUAUCCUGAAAUACUGUUUUGCUUCUACAAUUUCAUUUGCUGAUAUUUUGGAUUUUCAUUUCAGUUGUUCGAGAUUGGUUCCCUUCCUUUCUGUUUUCUUCAGACUUGAUUACUGGAUUCUUAAUUUUACUUACUUUUGGUUCUUCAGACAUGCAUAAUAGAUCCACAAUCAGUAUGGAUCGAUGAAGCUGGCCUUUUCCUCAGAUUCCUUUCUUUUUUCAUUUUGGUUGUUUGAGAUCUGUUUCCUUCCUUAGAGUACAUGAUGAAUUUGUAUUUUCUUUAUUUUUAUCAGAUAAAUCAGUCAGUAUGGAUCGACGAAGCUGGCCUUGGAAGAAGAAAUCUUCUGAAAGAUCAUCAAACACCGAUUCGUCACAGAGUUCCAAUCAAGCAGAACAGGAUGAAAAAGUUCCAAAAUAUGUGCAGAUUUCACCAGAAAGAUAUUCACAUCUUACUGAAUCAGAAGAGCAAAUCGAAAUACUGAAUGCAAAGAUAAAAGUCUUGAAUGAAAAAGUAGCUGCUGCACAAAGCGAGAUGAACACCAAAGAUGCCUUAGUAAAGCAGCAUGCAAAAGUGGCUGAAGAAGCUGUAUCAGGUUGGGAGCAAGCUGAAGCAGAGGCCUCAGCACUGAAAUUUCAACUGGAAACUGUAACUCUAUCCAAGCUAGCAGCUGAGGAAAGGGCUGCCCAUUUGGAUGGUGCUCUAAAAGAAUGCAUGAAGCAAGUGCGGACAGUGAAGGAAGAAGGUGAGCAGAAGCUGCAUGAUGUAGUGUUUUCAAAGACCAAACACUGGGAGAAAACAAGAGCCGAAUUAGAAGCAAGGUUAGUCGAGUUUGAACAGGAUCUGAUUAGAGCAGUUGCUGAGAAUGAUGCACUAUCAAGAUCUCUUGAAGAGCGGGCAAACUUGCUGUUGAAAGUUAACGAGGAGAAGGCUCAAGCAGAAUCCCAGAUUGAAGUACUUAAGAGCACAAUCCAGUCAGGUGAAAAGGAGAUAAAUUCAUUAAAGUAUGAACUACAUGUUGUCUCUAAAGAGCUUGACAUUCGCAAUGAAGAGAAGAAUAUGAGUGUAUGUUCAGCUGAUGUAGCAACCAAACAACAUAUUGAGGAUGUCAAGAAAAUAUCAAAACUAGAAGCAGAAUGUCAAAGAUUACGUGGCCUUGUCCGCAAAAAGUUACCUGGGCCUGCUGCAUUAUCUCUAAUGAAGAUGGAAGUUGAUAGCUGGAGUAGAGAUCCAGGAGACAACAGAUUGCGGCGUUCCCCUUCGAGGACUUCUACACUCCAGUAUCCUAUGUCUCCAUCUCCUGAUUAUGCUCGUGAAAACUUGCAAAACAUGCAGAAAGAGAAUGAACUUUUGACAGCACGUUUGUUGACAAUGGAUGAAGAAAUUAAGAUGUUAAAAGAGGCAUUGUCAAAAUGCAACCACGAGCUACAAGCAUCAAAAAACAUGUGUGCUAAGACUUCAUGUAAGCUCCGCAGCAUGGAACUGCACAUGUCGAGUGCUAAUCUAUAUAAAAGCCCGACAAGUUCAUUCGUUGAUACCUCUGCAUCAAGUCAGAAAGAAAGCAACCCACCAAGUUUGACUUCCAUGUCUGAAGAUGGUGUUGAUGAUGCAAGAAGUUGUGAGGAAUCUUGGUCUAGUACUUUGGUGUCUGAAAUCUCACACAUCAAGAAAGAUAAAGCUGGUAAGCACAAUUUGACUGAAAACUCCAAUCAGAUGGGCCUCAUGGAUGACUUCCUGGAGAUGGAGAGAUUGGCAUGUCUGUCUUCUGCUCAGGAAUGUCAGGGCAUUGUCGAUAAAAAGGUUGAUAAAGUUGUUGAGGCUCUCUCCUCUGUCACUAAAAAAGAGAGCAACAAUAAUUCAUCGCCAGCUUUGCAGUCACCAGGUUCUCCAUUUAGUAGUGAUAAUCUGAUUGCCAACUCUCCACUUUCAAAACUGCACUCGAGAAUUUCUGCUUUGUUGUGCUCUCAAUCACCACAGAAUAAUGUUGUGAAGGUGCUGGAUGAUAUCAGGAAUAUCCUAAGUGACAUUGAACAUGAGGUAGAAUCUGUGAAUGUAAACAAACUUCAGCAUGAUGACAUUUUUGAAGUUACUGGUAAUGGAUCUUCAACAAAGGAAGCCAAACCCUUGGGCCUUAUGGAACAUAGUCUGAGAAAUGCCAUUUUGAAGAUUCAUGAGUUUGUCAAGUUACUUAUAAGACAAGCAUCUGAGUUACAAUUAAGUUCUUACUCUAGUGUCGUAUUUCAGAAGAUAGAACAGUUCUCCACGUUAGUUGAUGAAGUUCUGUCUGGUCGUAAUGGUUUAAAUGAGGUUGUCAUUGCAUUAUCUGAAAUAUUGCUAGAAAGUGGUGAGUUUAAACUCACAUUGUUGAUGGAUACUGCUAAUGAGGUAGAAAGCAAUAAUGUAUAUUGUGUUGAUAAAGUGACACUAUUGGAGAACAAAAUUCAUCAUGAGCCAUCGCAAGAUAGCAUGUCUGGUGCUUGUUCCCUUAUGCCACAUUCAUCUUCUGACCCUGAUUUUGAGGGUCCGAGUCCUAGUGAUGCAUUUGAUGUUAGAACUACAGUGAGGAUAUGUGCAGCAGAGGAAUAUGAAAAAAUGAAAUUGGAAAAGAGAAAUUUAGAGAUGGAAUUAACGAAGUGCAAUGAAAUGAUCGAAACUACAAAUCUUAAGUUUAGUGAAAUGGAGAAAAACCUUGAAGACCUGACAUCGAAGUUGGCAGCAUGUGAGAAAUCAAAUAGCUUGGCUGAAACACAAUUAAAGUGUAUGGCUGGAUCAUACAAAACACUUGAAUCCCUGAAGGUGAAAUUAGAUGAAGAAAUACAAGUUUUACAGACAAAGAUAGAUACUUUAUCAGCUGACCUUGCUGAAGAAAGACGAAGCCAUCAGGAGGACAUAGCCAAGUAUAGAGAUCUCAAGGAGCAGAUGGAAAGGUAUGAGAACAGUUCCUUAUUGGAAGCAGAGGAUUCAGAUAUUAAACUGAAGAAGGAGAAAGAAAUAGCUGCUGCAGCUGACAAACUUGCAGAGUGCCAGGAGACAAUAUUGCUCCUUGGUCAGCAGCUGCAAACUCUGCGCCCUCCUCCAUCGGGAUCAUCGAGUUCUGCUCUAAACACACAACUGGUGCAGCAGUUUCCAGAAGAUCAAGCAGGACUAGCUCGAAGUGUACAUUCUAAGAAGCUGUCAGGUCAAUUUGAUGCAGAUUAUAUAUUCUCAAGUGCCCUAGGAACAGGAAAUGUGUCCCCCCUGAGUGGUUAUAUCCCACACAAAAGCCCUUCUAAUGCAGCUGGUAGUCCUUACUUUACUUUGCCAGGCAAUUCUAAGCGUCCCAAGCACAGAUCUAGGUCAUCAUCUUCAUCAUUUUCUAACCAGUUACCAGAGAAACAGGGUCGAGGAUUCAGUCGGUUAUUCUCAAAAGGCAAGACUGACCGCUAACCUCCUCAUCCUACACAGAUUUUUGGUUUAUUUUCCUCUCAAGGUGAGCGAUUCAGGUCAAGAUUUUGGCAACAGCAGCUGAAAACCGGUUUAUGUAUCUUGCAAAUGGUUCCUUGAUUGAAGGAUUAGUAUUUACUUGAGGUUGAGUUAUAUCUAGAUUUCUGUGUGAUAGUUUUAGCCAGUAGUUUGCCUAUAGCUUUUCGAGUUGCAUUUACAUAUACCUCAGUAGAACCUCACUGUUUAUUUACUUACAUUUGCGAAGAUUGAAGCUGUCGCGUUUUGUGAGUUAGAUUUCCCCAAUGGAGGAUGAACUAACCAGUGUGUUGUGCCAUACUUGUGUUUGAAGUUUGAACUACAUACUUGAUGUACAGUUAACCUACAUAAGCAAGGUGUUUGAACA
Molecule: messenger RNA, 4496 nt
Organism: Panicum virgatum (switchgrass)
Lineage: Eukaryota; Viridiplantae; Streptophyta; Magnoliopsida; Poales; Poaceae
Product: filament-like plant protein 4
Exons: 6
Coding region: 980-4096 (1038 amino acids)
Source: RefSeq, a predicted model, not a curated record